This is a messenger RNA of Cephus cinctus (wheat stem sawfly), 487 nucleotides long. It is a transcript of the gene Rpb12, whose product is annotated as DNA-directed RNA polymerases I, II, and III subunit RPABC4. The transcript has 3 exons. Gene Ontology annotation, cellular component: RNA polymerase III complex; RNA polymerase II, core complex; RNA polymerase I complex. The coding region runs from base 172 to 345 and encodes 57 amino acids. Gene Ontology annotation, biological process: DNA-templated transcription. The record is from RefSeq and is a predicted model, not a curated record. Gene Ontology annotation, molecular function: DNA-directed RNA polymerase activity; zinc ion binding; DNA binding. Lineage: Eukaryota; Metazoa; Arthropoda; Insecta; Hymenoptera; Cephidae.
UAUUAUGCCAAUUAUACUGGCGGGGUUGUUACGAAGCUGAGUGGGAAGUGGGAUUGGCGGACGACGUGAUGUUAACAAAUGUCCUGCUGAAAUCCGGUGAUACUUUUAGUGACAGCGAGGAUAUUGUGUAGCUACAUUUUUUUUCCAAAAUAGAUAAUAUCUAUUUGCGAUAUGGAAUCCAGCAAGGCGGAAUCUGCUCCAAAGCAAGCUAUGGUGUAUAUUUGUGGUGAAUGUCAUCAUGACAAUGAAAUUCGACCGAGGGAUCCGAUCAGAUGCCGAGAAUGUGGAUACAGAAUUAUGUACAAGAAGCGUUCCAAGCGUCUGGUGGUUUUUGAUGCUCGAUGAAUUGGUACAACGAAUGAUGUGCAGCAAUGGCACGAAACUCUAGGUACAAUAAUUACUGAUUACGGUUGUUAUAUUUAAUUAUUUUUAUCAUGAUGGUACUUCUUUGUAAUACAUACAAUAUAUUACAUUUAUAAAGACUCGA